Colossoma macropomum (tambaqui) is the source of this 3655-nucleotide messenger RNA. RefSeq names its product CDP-diacylglycerol--glycerol-3-phosphate 3-phosphatidyltransferase, mitochondrial. Gene Ontology annotation, molecular function: CDP-diacylglycerol-glycerol-3-phosphate 3-phosphatidyltransferase activity. The transcript has 11 exons. The coding region runs from base 30 to 1655 and encodes 541 amino acids. Gene Ontology annotation, biological process: cardiolipin biosynthetic process. Gene Ontology annotation, cellular component: mitochondrion. The record is from RefSeq and is a predicted model, not a curated record. Lineage: Eukaryota; Metazoa; Chordata; Actinopteri; Characiformes; Serrasalmidae.
AUUCGGUUAUUCAGGAAGGCUUUGGAAAAAUGGCGGCCCCCAUGACUUGGAAUAGAGUGGUGUACUCUGUGUACACUCCGGCUGUGUUUGGGGUUUUCACCAGGAUUUCAGACAGAUUUGUGAGGACACACGACAGGAGACGAGGGUCCUCCUUGCUCCUCCUGGCUCCUCUCCUGGCUGAGGCAGACCCCACACUAGCCUCCUCCAGGCCCCCAGGCUCUACUGGAGCUGCAAGGCUCCAUUCUCGCUUCCACUGGAUCGCUGACCAUGUGCCUGCCUUCAGAGUGCCUGGGGGCCGCAUCCACAUCCUGCACACCCCUGAUGAGUUUUAUCAGGCUAUGAAGGCUCGUAUCAAGACAGCCAAGAGACGAGUGGUGUUGGCAUCCUUGUAUCUUGGCACAGGACCACUAGAACAAGAUCUUGUUAAUUGUAUGGAAGAGGCGCUUAAGCGCUCUCAGGAAGAUACAGCUGCCGAUUUAAAAGUGUCUGUACUACUGGACUACACCAGAGGAUCAAGAGGAAAGAAUAAUUCUCGUACGAUGCUGUUGCCAUUGCUGCAGCGUUUCCCAGAGCAGAUGAGGGUGUGUCUGUACCACACUCCAGACCUGCGGGGUCUGCUGCGCCUUUUAGUUCCUGAACGCUUCAACGAGACUAUUGGUGUGCAGCAUAUCAAAGCCUACCUGUUUGACGACAGUCUGAUCAUCAGUGGAGCGAAUCUGAGCGAUUCGUACUUCACUAAUCGUCAGGAUCGCUAUGUGCUGUUGGAAGAUUGCAGAGAGGUGGCGGAUUUCUUUGCUGAGCUGGUGCGAGCUGUGGGUGAUGUGUCACUGCAGCUGGGCCCUGAUGAUACUGUUCACAUGAAGGAGGGAAUGGUUCACCCCUACAAAGGUAACCGCUUGGAAUUCUCAGCCUCAGCACGGCGGCAGAUUAUGGAAGUGAUGAACACUCCUAGGACCCAGCAGCACAUGCUGGAUUUGGAAUGCUCACAGGAUUCAGACUUGGAACUAGAAUGUGGAGAAGAGCGCAGUGACACAUGGGUCUUCCCUCUUGUCCAGAUGAAGCCUUUGGGCAUCCGACUAGAUGAGGAAGUAACACAGAGACUGUUGAGGGAGGCAGGUGGAGACACAGUUUACUUGACUUCAGGUUACUUCAACCUGACACGAACCUACAUGAAACUGGUGUUGGGAACUGCAGCAGAUUACCGCAUCCUCAUGGCCUCACCAGAGGUCAACGGGUUCUUUGGGGCCAAGGGGGUGGCAGGCGCCAUUCCUGAAGCCUACGUUCACCUUGCGCACCAGUUCUACAGAAAGGUAUGUGACCUAGGUCAACAGGGUCGUGUCCACCUACAUGAGUAUCAUCGCUCUGACUGGACUUUCCAUGCCAAGGGACUGUGGUACUACCUGGAAGGAAAACACCACCCCUGCCUCACUCUUAUUGGCUCUCCCAAUUUUGGUUAUCGCUCUGUUCACAGGGAUUUAGAGGCUCAGAUUGCCAUAGUAACAGAAAAUGAGGAGCUCCAGGCCCAUUUGCAAAAGGAGCAAGAGAUGUUGUACCAGAGGUCCACAGAGGUUUCAGGCUCCACCUUUAAGCAGCCUAAUCGCUAUGUUAAGUUAUGGGUGAAGCUGGUCACUCCUCUCAUUAAGAACUUCUUCUGAGAAUCCACAUGCCUGAGUUUCUGAUCUUCUUACAAUCCAUACCAGUUUUCAGGUUAGAGGUCCAAACAAGGAUGGGCCCUCGCAUGUGUGUCUUGUACACAGGGCACUCAUAUACAUUCUUGUUCUCCUGGCGGUCCACAAGGAUAGCUUUAAUGAAGAUGACGGGCAUGGCAGGCAUCUACUCCUUUAAACGGGCAUUCGCAAUCACACCUGACUGAGUGUCCCAGCGAGCUCCUGUGAAAAUAUUUUUACAACAAAGAUUUACUUUAUUUCCACCGUGUAAACCAAAGAGCACAGUCGAAGAUGCAGUCCAGAUGGGCUGCAGCACUGAAUUUAGUACUUUCCCUGUAAUGUCAGAGUGACUUGACAAUGAACAGAUGAGUUGAAUCAGCUGAGAGGAGCAGGGUAAGCACUAAGACUGUGCAGUACUCAUACAGUCCAGGACUGAGUUUGGACAUCCCUGCUUCAUUCAGAAAUGCCCCAGUGUGGUGGUGAUCUCUGAAGCUAACCUAACUUCCACUGUGUGUUAUUGUUCAUAGGUGUGUGUGUACAUUUGGCAUGUCCUUGGCUAAUGGAUGUGCAUAUGAAGGCAAGAUGGGUCACACUUGUAAUUUUCAUAGAAAUUUCUAAUUUUUGUUCUUUUAAAGUCAGCAUAUUUAUGAAAAGAUUCAGUGUGAGAAGUGGAGACUGUUUAGGCUCUGCUGAGCUGAGAAAUAAGAAAGUGUUAUAACCCUGUUACUGUCACCACUUCUUUCCUAUGCACUGGUUGUUUGGUACACAUCUGAUGAAAAUGUAUGUAAUACCUCAAAGAACAGACGGUAUGUCCGAAUGUCAGUGUUAUCGUUUUGUUUUCAUGUGUUUCAAAUGUGAGAAAAGCUGUGCAGUUUUAUUAAAUUGAAAGGGUUGAAUAAGGAGGUGCAUUUAAAUCAUUACAUCUAUAAGCUGUAAAGAAAGCAGUAAGUACAGCCUUAACGUACUUUUAUGCUCUUAUUCUUGUAUUCCGUGACUGUGUAAUUGCUUCCAGGCCUGGAUGUUGAAUUUAGGCACUUCAUCUGAAAAAGCAUGAAGUUUGAGGUGUAAAUGUUAUCCAUCACAACUACCUACAACAUAGACUGAGCAAACUUCAAAGACUGGCCAAGCUUUGCAAGUCCAAAGGAGGAAAAAAACUCCUAGAACACUCCCAGCCCUAAAAGGAAGUUCAGCACCUUUGACUUAAUGUGAGGCUGUAACGUGCUGAUGUGUAAGCUAUUACACAAGGUCUGUCCAGUCUUAUCCACAAAGGGCCUGUGUGGCUGCAGAUUUUCAUUUCAACAGUGCAGAAGAUCACCUGAUGAGAUCUUUGAAGACUGAGACAAUUAAGCAAGUAGAGUCAGCUGUGCUCCAGCUUGUUUGGAGUGAAAACCUGCAAACACACCAGCCCUUUGCAGAUAAAAUUGGACACCCCUGUAUUACACUGUUAUGACAGUGUGUAAAGAAUUGUCAUUUAAGGAUCAGUUUACAAAUGUUUGAAUAUUUAUUUAGUUUUUUUUAUUUUGAAAGCCUAGCUGUAUCGAACAUUUGCCUGUUUGUUGAAAGACUGGAUCCAGUAAGAGGGUUUUUAAAAUCUCAUUUAAAGUUGCUUUUUUUUCUUCUUCUUUGUUUUAGUGAGUCAGAGUUUGUUUGAGGGAGACCAAUAUGUAAGUGAGCAAUGUGCUGGAGAGCCAUGAAUCUGUGCAAGUCUAUAGCAACUGGUUUAAUGUUCUACUUGAAGCCUUGUCUUAGGCCAACUGGUCUAAGAAUUUCAGCCUUGAAAGUCAUAUUUCAUUCUUCAUGCAGUAUAUGAUUAGAUGUACUAGGUUUUCGUAGUAAAACUGUGUUUUGGUUCACUAGCUGCUGUUUUGAAAAAAUUAAAAAAUAAAGGUUUGGUAAUCACUUUGUGUGUUAUUCAGUCUACACCCCACUGUGAUAGGGUCCUAACAACAAACAGUAUACAUUCCUAUCAUUUCAGGAAAACAUGCAUC